UCUCUCUCAACUUCCUCGGUGUUUCUCCGUGGGCGUCUCAGGCGGAAUCUUUGAGAAACAGUUCGGAGAGAUGCCAACAUCCGUCCCAUAGUGAUUGAAACACCGAAAACGCCAAGCAAAUGCUCCGGCAUUAUCUUUUGUUUUUAUUUACAACUUGCUUCCUCAAAUUUCUUCUCAGUAUCUGAAUUUUAUCCUAAACUAAGCUACCCCAUCAUCUUCCAUGGCUGCUAAUUUCGCCAUGCUUAAACCUUGUUCUUCAUUUUCAGCUACCUCAUCUGUUCAGAGGAAAUUUCGUGCUCAUAGAUCAGUUGCGACUACCCCAUUUUCCUCAAUUUAUCCACAAUGUCAAGCCGGAGCUUAUGGUUUAUGCGUCGUUAAAUGUGCUUCUUCAAAUGGGAAGGGGCCUAAUUCGUUGGAUAAUGGAGUUAAAAAAGUGGAGAGGUUACUUGAAGAGAAACGGCGAGCAGAAUUGUCUGCGCGGAUCGCUUCUGGCGAAUUUACCGUCGAAAAAACUGGUUUUUCAUCUGUACUGAGGACCGGUUUGUCAAAGAUGGGUGUUCCCAGUGAGAUUCUGGAUUUACUAUUUGGAUUAGUCAAUGCUCAAGAUGAAUAUCCCAAGAUUCCUGAAGCUAAAGGAUCAAUAAAUGCAAUUCGUAGUGAGGCCUUCUUCGUGCCUCUGUAUGAGCUUUAUCUCACGUAUGGUGGAAUAUUUAGAUUGACAUUUGGGCCGAAGUCUUUCUUGAUAGUGUCUGAUCCUUCCAUUGCUAAACAUAUACUAAAGGAUAAUCCAAAGAAUUAUUCUAAGGGUAUUUUAGCUGAAAUUCUUGACUUUGUCAUGGGGAAGGGACUUAUACCAGCUGAUGGAGAGAUAUGGCGUGUACGAAGGCGGGCUAUAGUCCCUUCGUUGCAUAUGAAGUAUGUAGGAGCUAUGAUUAAUCUUUUUGGAGAAGCCGCAGAUAGGCUUUGCAAGAAGCUAGAUGCUGCAGCAUCUGAUGGAGUAUAUUUGGAAAUGGAGUCCCUCUUCUCCCGUCUGACUUUAGAUAUCAUUGGCAAGGCAGUUUUUAACUAUGACUUUGAUUCACUUACAAAUGACGCUGGCAUAGUUGAGGCUGUUUAUACUGUUCUAAGAGAAGCAGAAGAUCGCAGUAUUGCACCAAUUCCGGUAUGGGACAUUCCAAUUUGGAAGGAUAUUUCACCACGGCAAAGAAAGGUCUCGAAAGCUCUUAAAUUGAUCAAUGAUACUCUCGAUCAACUAAUUGCCAUAUGCAAGAGGUUGGUUGAUGAGGAGGAGCUGCAGUUUCAUGAGGAAUACAUGAAUGAUCAAGAUCCUAGUAUCCUUCAUUUUCUUUUGGCAUCUGGAGAUGAUGUCUCGAGCAAGCAGCUUCGUGAUGAUUUGAUGACUAUGCUUAUAGCUGGGCAUGAAACAUCUGCUGCAGUCUUAACAUGGACCUUUUAUCUUCUUUCAAAGGAGCCUAGGGUCAUGGCCAAGCUCCAAGAGGAGGUUGAUUCAGUGCUCGGAGAUCGUUUUCCAACAAUUGAAGAUAUGAAGAACCUCAAAUAUGCUACACGAAUAAUUAAUGAGUCCUUGAGGCUUUACCCACAGCCCCCAGUUUUAAUACGUCGAUCUGUUGAUAACGAUAUGCUCGGGAAGUACCCCAUAAAGAAGGGUGAGGACAUAUUCAUAUCUGUUUGGAACUUGCAUCGCAGUCCAGAACAUUGGGAUGAUGCUGAUAAAUUUAAUCCUGAAAGGUGGCCUUUGGAUGGGCCUAAUCCUAAUGAGACAAAUCAAAAUUUCAGAUAUUUGCCAUUUGGUGGGGGACCACGGAAAUGUGUGGGAGACAUAUUUGCUUCAUAUGAGACUGUUGUAGCACUUGCCAUGCUUGUCCGACGAUUUGACUUCCAAAUGGCACUUGGAGCACCUCCAGUAAAAAUGACGACAGGAGCUACAAUUCACACGACGGAUGGAUUGCAAAUGACAGUUACACGAAGAAUGAAACCUCCAAUCAUAUCCACUUUAGAGGUGCCUGAUAUGGUUGUUGAUUCAUCUGUUAGUUUCUUGAAAAAUGAAACACAAGUUCAAGGAGAAGUUUCUUCUGCGCAUUCCUAAUGAUACUGUAGCAAUCUCAUUGUGGUUGAGAUUUAAUUCACUCAUAGUAAGAAGAUGCAGGAGAGAGAGAGAGAGAGAGAGGAACUUUAAACCGAUCCUCGAGUUCCUAUCUUCUGAGGAUUGAUGAUAUUUUCAAUAUUUUCAAUUGGUCGGAUGAAGCCCAGUUUGUGAAAGUCAUCAGUUGCACAUAGAAUGGUUUGUAUAUGUAUAGAAACUAUUCUUAUUAUUAGAUAUUUAUAAAGAUAUAUGUAUUUCCUUGUUUAAA
Messenger RNA from Cucumis melo (muskmelon), 2372 nucleotides. Its product is annotated as protein LUTEIN DEFICIENT 5, chloroplastic. The record is from RefSeq and is a predicted model, not a curated record. Gene Ontology annotation, molecular function: heme binding; oxidoreductase activity, acting on paired donors, with incorporation or reduction of molecular oxygen; beta-carotene 3-hydroxylase activity. Gene Ontology annotation, cellular component: chloroplast. The transcript has 16 exons. NCBI's taxonomy places the organism in Eukaryota, Viridiplantae, Streptophyta, Magnoliopsida, Cucurbitales, Cucurbitaceae. Bases 221 to 2107 code for a protein of 628 amino acids. Gene Ontology annotation, biological process: xanthophyll biosynthetic process.